Messenger RNA from Rodentolepis nana, 2949 nucleotides. Lineage: Eukaryota; Metazoa; Platyhelminthes; Cestoda; Cyclophyllidea; Hymenolepididae. The record is from the annotation of a GenBank genome assembly.
CCGAUAAAUCCUUCGGAAUCGAUAAAGCCCCAAGAUGUAGCUGGUGCUCAGAUCCCCAUUCCAAUCCAUAGUUGUUCUCCCCCUAUUGUACAACAAUCCUCACGCCACCAUCAACUUCUCUCCACCACAGCAGCAGCAGUAGCACCAAUUCCACCAGGCCUCCCUAAUCCCCCUCCCAGUGUACAGUUAGUUAUUCCUCCCCCUCCUCCAGCAGCUUCAUCCACUUCACGUAAAAGUGGUCAAAUGUUGAGCAACGUCUUCAAUCAACUCCUUCACUCUGAACAAGAUAGUACAAUCGCUUCUCUCUUGAGUAGCAGUGAUGGUCAAUCCAUGGGUACCCCUGCUUCAAUGGAGCCUUCAUUUCAUCCCCGUUCUCCUCCACUCUCGGUUCCUUCCAACUGUUCCUAUCCUGCCACUCCUGGCAUGAAUAGUAACCUUUCUGUGAAUAAUCCCAAUGUUGGUAGUGUUGGUCCUGUGCCUGAUCCCUCUCCGAUUAAUGCCAUAUUCGAUGCAACAGCCGGAACUAAUACAGAUCUCAGCGAUGGAAGAGGGGAUUCAAAUCCACAGCCUACAGUUCCUCCUCAACCACCCCCACCUCCACCUCCCAGGGGUCUGGCUGCGUACCUUCAGAAAUCUCGACAUCAUGCCGAAGCCGUGGCUUCCCCCGAAGAAGGUGAUGCCUAUGCAAGGCAACACGGUUCUGUUCCACCGAUGUCCUCAUCUGCGUCCUCACCUUGGACCGAGCGACGUAGUGGGGCUCAUGCAAGCACAGUCUCGAACGUUGGAGCUGGAGUUUAUCCAACGUCUUCUUCCUCUCUCACCAGCACUCCAAAUGGCCAGGAGGCUGGAAUCAAGGAGAAACGAGGUCGUCGACGGAAAAGUGAAUUGGAGGGUCUCAUCAACUGGCAGAUUCGCGAUCAAACCACUCCUUUGAAGAAACAGCACAGCCUUCACUCCCAUCAAAUACCCCCCAUUUUGGAGACAAAUUCACCUCCACAUCAACACCCUUCAUCCUCCCACCACUCAUCUCGUGCCGAUGUUAAUCCUAGUGACAACGAGGUUAUCUCCGGUUUCACAGAACCCCUUGGUGAAAGAGUGAAACGACGUCGCCAACAACACAAAACACCUCCGCGGUCAGUUAGUGGCUGUGGUGAUACCGUGCUAAUGAAUAAAGCCCCCACUGGAAAGAGUGGCUGUAGCAACAAAAAUUCAGGGUCCAAACGACCGAGGGAGGACACUCCGAGUGAGAUCUCAUUAUCUCCCAAGCGAGAAAGACGAGGAAGACCCCCAAGGCAUCAUCAAAUACCCUCUUCUGAGGAAUCGGAGGAAGAGGUUGGGAAAAUUGGUGGCGAUGAUGGAAGGCAAAUUCAAGAUGAUAAUGCGUCCAUUUCUAGCUGCCUUACUGACUCUCCUGUUCCACGAAAACACUUCCUUCAACGACUUGUUGAAGAAUCCACGAGUAGAUCACCUUCUCUCCAGAGACACAAUAAUUUACAGCCUGCCCCUAUGUCAGGUACUCCUGUUCCAGCCGAUGAGCAUGUGUCUUCCCAUUAUAUUAAUUCACCUUCAAGAAAGCGGUUAAAGAAAACAUCCUCUUCUCGUGCUUCCACUUCUCCUCCUCCUUUGCUCCCUUUUCAGCACGAUUCCUCCUGUGAUAAGAAGGAACGACAUCGAUUGAAGAAGCGACGGCAGAUUCAUCAACCUCCCUUCUCUUCAGAUGAUGAAGAUGAGGAUGAAGAAGACCAAAUUCGUAGAAAUCGAAAUUCGUCUCAUCGUUCAAUGCUAGUCGCUGACCAAUUACCACAAACUAAACACAAACCAAGCCAUGGUCGAAUAGCCGAUGUAUCGUCUCCGAGCUCGCAGGUGCAUCGCAAGAGGCGAAAAGCCCCCGCAAUUAGCUCCUCUUCCUCGACAUUGUCCUCUGCACAAUCUUCCUCCAGUUCCUCAGAAGACUUUAAGUCCGCCUCCUUCGGCAAACAAAGUCAGAGGAGAAGGAAAAAUACUUCACAUUCCUCGCAGGAAGAAAAACCCACCAUUCAGCGAGUCAAACGAGAAUUAACUCCAAGUACAGAUCCCUGCACAGACAGCUCAGAGUAUGAGGCUUGUGAAAAUGAUGGCUUAGUAUCCAGCUCUAAGUAUGAUGAACUUCUCUCGGAUUUAUCUGAUUCGGAUAGAGCGGAAAUGAUUAUAGAGGCAGAGAAAAGGAUUGCAGAGGAGGUGGCAAAGUUUGCAGCCACGGCGACGGAUUUCUCCAACCAUAUUUCACAAUUUUUGCUUCGAGUUGGGGGAUUAGAUCUCUUGAAAUUUGCCGGGGAAAUGAAUGUGACUGCUGUGGAUCCCGUUGCGGGGCAUGGUGAUGAUUCUGCCACAAUGGUUGACCAAACUCCUGUGGAAGCACGGCUCUCACGAAGGGAAGUUAAUGCGCUCUACAAUGAGGCAGAAGAGGUGCGGGUUGCUGGGUCGAUAUCGGAUGAGCCGAGUGGUCGUUUAGUGCGAUUCUUGAAUCUCCUUCGAGUGCAUAUUCGCGAUGCUUCUGCUCUAAUGGCACCGAAUCCCACUAUCGCUGAUUUCAAGGAUCUUAUCCAGAGAAGAAAGGCUCGUCUAGAUCGUCGCAAUGCUGCUGGUGGGGGCGGAAAUUCAGACAACUCAGGUGGAAAUCGAGAGCUAAUUUCCGAGGCUAUUCUAUGGUCACAUCCAGUUUGGAUGCGAGUCCUACGAGGUUUGGACUCAGCUUUAAUUGCUCUCCACAUUAUCGCCGGUCCAGAUGUUCCGCGUGGAAGACUCCUGGCCAUGGAGGAAUUGGUUGAAUCGAUUACUGCAAUCACGCAAUUCCACUUCAAUAGACUAACAUCGGUUAUUCAUCUCCCACAGGGUGGUGAGUUCUCUUUGCCCUUCUAUGCUGGCUUGUGGCUGGCGGCUUUCUCUCUUCGUUUAUUUGAAUGCAAUUAG